Messenger RNA from Caenorhabditis remanei, 948 nucleotides. RefSeq lists its product as uncharacterized. NCBI's taxonomy places the organism in Eukaryota, Metazoa, Nematoda, Chromadorea, Rhabditida, Rhabditidae. The transcript is spliced from 3 exons. The record is from RefSeq and is a predicted model, not a curated record. Gene Ontology annotation, biological process: embryo development. The coding region runs from base 1 to 948 and encodes 315 amino acids.
AUGAAAUAUCUGGUUCACGGAAUACAAUUGAAGCCGAAGGAGAUACAAUAUAUUCUCGGGGACGAUAUGAUCCGGGUUUCUGUCGGGGGAACUCAUAAAGAUUGGCAGCGACUUCCCAUGGCAGUUGUGGAAUGUGUCUCGUUUAUUCCCAGUAAAGAAAUUAUAUCAAUAAAGCUCGGAAGUGAACGCAUCGCAUGCAGAUUUGUUGAAAACUCUUCAGACGACGAAUACACUCUUAUUUUAGAAUGUCUAGAGGACUGUCUCAGCGAAGUUCUAGUAUUACUUCAGUACCAUCUUGAAUUUUUGUUUCCCAAAGACCCAUGCGUCCAAGUUCAAAUUAAGUCAGUUGACUGCCUACUGGCCGCAGAUGUUCUCUAUAAUGUCACUAACACCGCCAUCAAGUUUGAUGAGUUCACACCAACGGAACUCGAGAACCAUUUGGCCAAUAAUCCCAAUCAUGAGAGUAUUAAUAUUCUUUCAAAGCCAAGUGGCCGAGAUUUGAAAUGCAAUUCGAAACUAUGGAAGAUCGAGGGACUAGCUUUCGAGCAUUCUCGUACGAUCACUUGCAGAAUCAUGAAAUAUUUUUCUGGUCGUUGCCUUAUACUUUUCAAUGCAAAUCUAAAGUAUUCUCCCUGGAUUCAAUUGAUUCAAAAGUGGAAGAAAAAGGAGGCGUACGGCGAUUUGCAUGCAGUAAUUGUACAAACCCCCGAGGACGUGUAUGAAGAGAUUGAUUCAGCAAAGCUUCUUCAAGAAUGUAAUGCAGUGCAAUGGGACGGUUUAAGACGGCCGCAGAUGUUCAAGUUCGAUCCGAGAAUAAUCAACAUUUCAAAACGUGAACCGAAAAUGUGGGACUGCUCCGACUGGUACGACAUUCAACAAGACAAUGGAGGGAAAUGGGCAUCGAUCAGUAUAACAUGGGCAGAAAUUGUGUUUGUUGUAUGGGAUUAG